AGUGUGGUGCACGUCUCUUCAAUAAUGCACUAUAUUUACCUUAACUGAACCGAUAUUAAAACUUUACUUCAAGUUUAACUGAAAAAACUCAUCCACACUGAUGAUAAGUACCUACAUAACAGCAUUUCAGUAGAUGUUUUGAAAGUUUAGUGAUUGGUGAUUUCGCGAAACCGUGAUUUUUUCUCGUAACAAUUAAAAUGUUUCAUUUAAGAAUAUUUUCAGCGGCUAUUGUUUUGGUAUCAACGAAGUACAGUAAACCUUUUUUGUCUACUAAUGAAAAUAAAAUGUAAUGAGCGUCAACAAAUUGUAUAAAAUUUGUUCUUUAGUUGAAUUCAAAUUAUUUCAGCGAUGUGACAAGCGGUGAUUUCAAUCUUAUCGAAUAAAAAUGAUUUUGACUUUCGUCAUUAUCAGUGCACUUAAAUUGUUUUCCAUCAGCAGGGCUGAGAGGAAUAUGGUGUCAGAAAGAUUGGAGAAUGUCACGCAGACUAUAUCCAAGCUUCUCGAAGGAUACGAUAUCAGACUCAGGCCGAAUUUUGGAGGAGAACCCUUAUUUGUAGGAAUGGAUUUAACGAUAGCCAGUUUCGAUGCAAUUUCGGAAGUGAAUAUGGAUUACACCAUCACUCUUUACUUGAACCAAUAUUGGAAGGAUGAACGAUUGGCGUUCAGUAACGAUGAAGAAGUUUUGACUUUGUCGGGAGAUUUUGCCGAGAAAAUUUGGGUUCCCGACACUUUUUUUGCUAAUGACAAAAACAGUUUUCUACACGACGUCACAGAAAGGAAUAAAUUAGUACGGCUAAACGGUGACGGUUCGAUCACGUAUGGAAUGCGAUUCACCACAACUUUGGCUUGCAUGAUGGACCUCCAUUAUUAUCCUUUGGAUUCGCAAAACUGUACGGUGGAGAUAGAAAGUU
Leptinotarsa decemlineata (Colorado potato beetle) is the source of this 911-nucleotide messenger RNA. RefSeq names its product Ligand-gated chloride channel homolog 3 (gene Lcch3). Gene Ontology annotation, molecular function: GABA-A receptor activity; extracellular ligand-gated monoatomic ion channel activity. Lineage: Eukaryota; Metazoa; Arthropoda; Insecta; Coleoptera; Chrysomelidae. The record is from RefSeq and is a predicted model, not a curated record. Gene Ontology annotation, cellular component: membrane. Gene Ontology annotation, biological process: monoatomic ion transmembrane transport.